UGAACAAUCGGCUGGUUGGUGUGUGAUUCAUAAUGCUUAAUUGGAGCACUGUUUUCGCAGUCAUUUCUGUGGGGAACUGAGUAAAAUUGACACUGGUUGAUGGAUACCCAGAGUCCAAUUAAACGUCAGAACGUGUUGAUGCAAGGGGUGGCGGGUGGAGCUCUAAUUGGAUUACAAAUGAACUGGAGGACUAUAAUAAUUGAGGCUGCUGAGCGGAAAGACAGAAUUUGACUUGACAGCCUUUAAUACCAGUAAACUGUUGAACAGACCACUGGUUUGUACUGCUGGAUCAGAUCAAGAUUAAACUGUCAACAGAGUGAUGGAGAGGACUUCAAACUGCUGCACCGUUGCUUCACUGGUCGUUCUAGUCAUCCUCGUCCUUUUUCCUCUGAGGUCUUGGUGUAAGGAAGACAUCUACAAAGCAACGUCACAGGCUAAGCCAGAGUGCUGCAUUAGUGAAGAUGUAGAGAAGAGAUCUGAUGACAUCGACUACGACACCUUUGUGAGUCUAAUGGGGAGGAGAAGUGCUGCUCAACCAAACAGUCAAAGAAACGCCCAGAUGUCAAAGAAAAGAUACAUGGAUCAAAUCCUCGCUGCUCUGUUGGGGCGGAGAACGAGUGAGUGACAAAAUUCAAGUCAUACAGUUUUCUAUUGAUUCACUU
Messenger RNA from Dicentrarchus labrax (European seabass), 662 nucleotides. RefSeq names its product tachykinin precursor 3b (gene tac3b). The coding region runs from base 320 to 625 and encodes 101 amino acids. The record is from RefSeq and is a predicted model, not a curated record. Lineage: Eukaryota; Metazoa; Chordata; Actinopteri; Moronidae. The transcript has 6 exons.